Messenger RNA from Mesocricetus auratus (golden hamster), 4404 nucleotides. It is a transcript of the gene Zmiz2, whose product is annotated as zinc finger MIZ-type containing 2. The coding region runs from base 356 to 3340 and encodes 994 amino acids. The record is from RefSeq and is a predicted model, not a curated record. Gene Ontology annotation, molecular function: zinc ion binding; SUMO ligase activity. The transcript has 21 exons. NCBI's taxonomy places the organism in Eukaryota, Metazoa, Chordata, Mammalia, Rodentia, Cricetidae. Gene Ontology annotation, biological process: regulation of transcription by RNA polymerase II; protein sumoylation.
CCCAGGGGUGCAAGUGGCCUUCGGGGGCCUCCUAAGCGGAGGCGGCUGAUGGGCCCUCACCCCAGCCUGUCGUCCCAGCUCCGGACCAGGCAGGCUCACCUUCACGGAAAAAGCUGCCAACCAGGAGCUGGGCUGGUGCCUGCGUCCCCCCUCAGCUGUGUCGGUACAGCCUCCCCAAGGCCAAGCCGGUGAAUGGAUUGCUCUUCCGCAUCUGCUUCCUGACCGUCCCAGCCCAGCCCCUGCCUCAGAGGACACUUUGAUUCUGCUCCUUCUCAGGUCUCUGGGCUGCCCAGGCCGGAGCAGCAACUCCCAGAAAAGUUUCAGCGCAUUGGGCCUAUAGGCUGCUUCAUCACCAAUGAACCCCAUGAACCCCAUGAAACCUGCCCUGCCCCCUGCGCCACAUGGUGAUGGUUCGUUUGCAUAUGAGUCUGUGCCUUGGCAACAAAGUGCCACUCAGCCAGCCGGCUCACUGUCCGUGGUCACUACUGUGUGGGGAGUUGGCAACGCAACACAGAGCCAGGUUUUGGGGAACCCCAUGGGCCCUGCAGGAAGCCCCCCUGGUGGCUCCAUGAUGCCUGGAGUGGCGGGUGGCAGCUCUGCCUUGACCUCCCCGCAGUGCCUGGGACAGCAGGCGUUUGCUGAAGGUGGUGCUAACAAGAGCUACGUGCAGCAAAGCGUGUAUGGACGUGGGGGCUACCCUGGGGGAUCCGGUUUCACCACUGGGUAUGCAGGUGGCCCUGGAGGCCUGGGCCUGCCCUCGCAUGCUGCACGACCCUCCACUGACUUCACACAAGCUGCAGCUGCAGCUGCUAUGGCUGCGGCUGCAGCCACCGCCACCGCCACCGCCACCGCCACUGUGGCUGCCCUGCAGGAGAAGCAGAGUCAGGAGCUAAGCCAGUAUGGAGCGAUGGGGACUGGACAGUCUUUUAACAGCCAGUUUCUCCAGCAUGGAGGUCCCCGAGGACCCAGUGUACCCCCCGGCAUGAACCCUUCUGGCAUGGGAGGAUUGAUGGGCCCCUCUGGCCUCUCCUCAAUGGCCAUGAACCCUACCCGGGCAGCAGGCAUGACACCCUUGUAUGCAGGACAGCGACUGCCUCAGCAUGGGUACCCUGGGCCUCCUCAGGCCCAGCCACUGCCCCGACAGGGGGUCAAGAGAGCCUAUUCAGAGGUGUACCCUGGGCAGCAGUAUCUGCAAGGAGGCCAGUAUGCAGCCAGCACUGCCCAGUAUGCUCCUGGCCCUGGGCAGCCCCCAGGGCCCGCCUCCUCUUACCCGGGACACAGGCUGCCCCUGCAGCAGGGCAUGGCCCAGUCCCUGUCUGCACCUGGCUCCACAGGGCUGCACUACAAGCCCACAGAGCAGUUCAACGGGCAGGGCGCCAACUUCAACGCGGGGAACAUCAGCUACAGCCAGCCUGGCCUGAGUGGGCCUUCCCGUUCCAUCCCUGGUUACCCCAGCUCCCCAUUGCCGGGGAACCCCACACCACCCAUGACGCCCAGCGGCAAUGUUCCCUACAUGUCCCCAAGCCAGGAAGUCAAGUCUCCUUUCCUGCCUGACCUCAAGCCAGGCCUCAGCUCUUUGCACCCAUCACCCUCUGGAAGUGGCCCUUGUGACGAGCUGCGCCUGACCUUCCCGGUCCGAGAUGGGGUGGUCCUGGAGCCCUUUCGCCUGCAGCACAACCUGGCUGUGAGCAACCAUGUCUUCCAGCUCCGGGACUCUGUCUACAAGACGCUGAUGCUGAGGCCUGACCUGGAGCUGCAGUUCAAAUGCUACCACCAUGAGGACCGGCAGAUGAACACGAACUGGCCAGCCUCCGUGCAGGUCAGCGUCAACGCCACACCCCUCAGCAUCGAGCGUGGAGACAACAAGACCUCACACAAGCCCCUCUACCUGAAGCACGUGUGCCAGCCAGGGCGCAACACCAUCCAGAUCACCGUUACCGCCUGCUGCUGCUCCCACCUCUUCGUGCUGCAGCUGGUGCACCGUCCCUCCGUCCGCUCCGUGCUGCAGGGCCUCCUCAAGAAGCGCCUACUGCCUGCUGAGCACUGCAUCACCAAGAUAAAGCGGAACUUCAGUAGCGGCACCAUCCCUGGCACCCCUGGGCCCAAUGGAGAGGAUGGGGUGGAGCAGACGGCUAUCAAGGUGUCCCUGAAGUGCCCCAUCACCUUCCGCAGGAUCCAGCUCCCAGCCCGUGGCCACGACUGUCGCCACAUACAGUGCUUUGACCUGGAGUCAUACUUACAGCUCAACUGUGAGCGGGGGACUUGGAGGUGUCCCGUGUGCAACAAGACAGCGUUGCUGGAGGGUCUGGAAGUGGACCAGUACAUGCUGGGCAUCCUGAUUUACAUUCAGAACUCAGACUAUGAGGAGAUCACCAUCGACCCCACGUGCAGCUGGAAGCCCGUCCCUGUGAAGCCUGACCUGCACAUGAAGGAGGAGCCGGAUGGGCCGGUGCUGAAGCGCUGCCGCACUGUGAGCCCUGCACAUGUGCUCAUGCCCAGUGUGAUGGAGAUGAUUGCAGCUCUGGGCCCGGGCGCUGCCCCCUUUGCCCCUUUGCAACCCCCUCCGGCCCCUGCCCCCAGCGACUACCCCAGCCAGGGUUCCAACUUCCUAGGGCCUGGAACCUUCCCAGAAUCCUUCCCAUCUGCUACACCCACCACCCCAAACCUUGCUGAGUUCAGCCAGGGGCCAGCCCCCAUGUCCUACCAGUCUGACAUUCCCGGUGGCCUCCUGACUGCAGACAAGUCUGCCCCUUGCCUCCCAGGCCAGAUGGCACCAGCAGGCCACCUGGACCCGGCCCACAAUCCUGGGCCACCAGGGCUGCACACCCCCAACCUCGGACCCAGCCCAGGCUCCCAGCUACACCAUCCAAAUCCUCCACCUCCAUCCCGGCAACCCCUGGGCCAGCCAAACACAGGACCCAUCAGCGAACUGGCCUUCAAUCCUGCCACGGGCAUGAUGGGGCCUCCCGGCAUGACUGGGGCAGGAGAGGCCUCAGAACCAGCUCUGGAUGUCUGCGUCUGGGCAUCACAAGCAGGGUGUGAGCAUGAGCAUGAACGACAGACAGUGGGUUUGCUGUCCCUGGACCUUAAUAGAAACUCACUGAAGUUCUACAAGGAAGAUGAGGAGCAGCCCAGAGCAGAAAGUCCAGGGGCAUGGAAUUCCACCAUCUGCAUUGGCCCCCAGGAACAAGACUGGAGACCCCUGGUGCACAGCUGGGCCACCUCUGGUUGUACACCCUGGCUCCUGGCAGUUGAGAAGCAUGUCUUGAGCUAUUCUUGUCCUGUAGCAGCCGUCCAUGGGGAGAUAUGGGCAGCUUCAUCCAGCUGCUCCCAGAACUGACCAAUCCUGAUGAACUGCUCUCCUACCUGGGCCCACCCGACCUCCCCACAAACAGCAGUGAUGACCUGCUCUCGCUCUUUGAGAACAACUGAUCCUGUGUUAACCCCUGGCCUGGCGAGGACAUACUCAAAGAUAUCACCACAGCCUUCCCUUGUCACCCAGCCCCACAGGAUGCCUGGUGGUUCUCCCUGAAUCUCCUCAUGCACACACCCUGAGCUGGAGCCUGCCACUGCCAGCCCCUGAUGAACUGGAAGCAGCCCUGUGCUCCGAGGGGCCCCAGACCGGUGGUCCUCACAGCCUGCCUCCAUCGAGCUCACUGCUGUGGAAGGGGCCUCGUGAGGUGCCACAGCCGUGUGCGCAGCCUGUACCCAGACUCACGGCCUUGCGCUUGUCCUCCCGCCCGCCCUGCCUGCUCCCACCCAGCCUGCAUCUUGUCCAGCACUGACCCUCCGUCUCUGCUUCUCCUCAGAAGAGCUGACCGGCUCGGCUGGCUCCUACGUACUCGUGGUCUGCAGCUCCAGUGGCUUGAGCCUUGCAGUCUCAGAACCAUACAGAGCACCAGACUGUGGGGGCCUGGCGCUCCCACCCAGCUGGAUGUGGUCCAGGGCCCCCCCCCACCCUGAGCUUCAGGCGGUGGCUGGGGCGGGGUCAAUAAAGCACAACAAUGUACAUAGUGUAGAAAUGCUGACAGCUGGGAGGGCGGGACAGCUGUUUCAGUCAGCAUGGCCCUCUGGACUGGCCUGGCCUUGCCUUCCAUGUGGUGUCUGCCCCUUGCUGAGUGCAGACAGCUCAGAGGAGGGUGGAGGGCUCAGCCCUUCUAGGGGUGGGCCUUCAGACUCAGCUCUGUAAAUUCUCCAGUGAGCUGUUCCCCCCAGUUCCUCUUUUCUGUGAAAGUGAAGAAUUAGUACAGCUGUGUUUUUUAAACCACCUCAUCCCCACCCUGCGGCCCACACCCAGGUGGGGGAGGCCAUUGCAUCUACUGGCAGAGCUCCUGGGCCUGCAAGCAGGGCGCUAGCCUGUCGUGUCUCCUGUCUGUGCGAUCUAUUAAAGGACUCCCUCAUGGG